Messenger RNA from Caenorhabditis briggsae, 918 nucleotides. The record is from RefSeq and is a predicted model, not a curated record. The transcript has 5 exons. Lineage: Eukaryota; Metazoa; Nematoda; Chromadorea; Rhabditida; Rhabditidae. The coding region runs from base 1 to 918 and encodes 305 amino acids.
AUGUGCUAUUAUUUUCUAUGCUUCUUUCUUUUGAGCUUCCUGACGGUAAUUUCCACAGAUGAGCCAUAUAUGAUACGUAUUUCUGGGCGGCCAAGACUCCUAAUAAAUCCUGUAACUUUGGAAGUUUCCUGGAAGAACUGUAUUUCAAAAUGUAGAGCGGAUAUCAAUUGUUCGGCGAUCUACAAAAUGUCUGACAUUCAAUGUUGCUAUUUUCUAUUCGGUAGUCUUUUACCUUUCGAACAGGAAGAUUUUAGAGGUUAUAAAAUAGCAUUAAAGAUCCAACUACCAGGAAACAAAUGCCCAACUUCCAAUCCUCUAGUUCCUGGACCAACUUAUUUGACUCAAACUAUCAAUAAUCAACUUUACAAAACUACAGUAACCCUGGACUCUUCAUCGGGUCAUAGCUACAAUGCAACCUACAGUGUCUCUACCUGUCCAAAGAACACGAAACCAUUCCAAAGAGUAGAUUACCUUGUAAAAUGUAUUGGUCUUUUCUUUUUCGAAGCACCUCGUUGUAAUAAUUACGCGCAAGCAUCUGCACUUUGUAAAGCACAGAACGGCACACUGACUGGUCCAGCGAAUGCUGAUGAGUAUGAGUACAUACAAGAUAUAACCAACUCCUCCAAGUACACCUCUAACCCAGACUCCUACACAUAUUUGACCUACUGGAUAGACGGUAAUAGUACAUAUAUUCACUUCUACUACUGGUUCGAAGACUAUACUCACGAUGAAAACUUCAACUAUAAAUGGGAUGUUGAUGCACCAAAAUAUAAAGGAACUGGUUACUGUCUACAUAAUCCAGCCCCUAAUGGACCAUAUAUUGUGGAUAAUCCAUGCAAUUAUACUCUCGAUGCUGAAAGUUCCGUUUGCUGGAGAGGAGCGUUGUGUCAAGUUCCAACGAUAGAAGAAAUGUAUUAA